AUGGGUAAACCCUCACACGCCAUCACCCACACAACUGCGGAGUCGUCGUCUGUGGACGAUGAGGUCGUCGACAAUGAAAAUGAGCGCAGCGAGCCCCUAAAUCCUACGGAACAAAAUUCUCAGCUUGUGAAAGGCGCAGUCAUUGUUCGUGACGGGAAGGACAUCUCCGAGUACGUUGUUAGCACUCAGGAUGACGGCGACCCAGCUUGCACUUUUCGCUCCUUCAUCAUCGGAUCUGGUUUAACUGCUCUUGCCGCUUGUAUCAACCAGAUCUACUACUACAAGCCAGUUGAGGUGUCAUUUGCAUCUGUUUUCCUCUGUCUGAUGGCCUACGUUAUUGGACUUGCCUGGUCUAAGCUGCUUCCACGCCGAGAACAUGUUGAGAAGUUUUUGCCCUCUCAAGCUGCAUGGCUCGGUCCUGUUGUCCACUUUAUCAACCCCGGACAUUUUGGUCUGAAGGAGCAUGCCGUCGCUUCAAUUCUCUCUACCUCAAGCGGUAACGGAGCUGCCAUUGUCCAAGUGUUUGGGGCUGAGAGGUUAUUUUACAAUCGUCAGACAGAAGCCGCUACUGCCAUUCUCACCAUCUUCUCUGCUUCAAUUUUUGGGUAUGGUCUCGUUGGCCUCCUAAGGUCGAUCAUUGUUCAUCCGACUGAAAUGGUUUGGUGGCAAUGCUUGCCAAUGAUAUCCAUCUACCAGACCUUCCACCGGGACCCGAAAGGCGCCAACAGAGACCGCCUGCGCAUGUUUGGCUUUACCUCGAUCGGCAUGCUAAUUUGGGAGCCAAUUGCUUCCUACAUUUGGCCAUGGUUGAACGGCAUUUCGAUUCCAUGCCUUGCUUCGAUGCAUGCCCCUUCUAGUACGAGGACAGUGAUCAAGAACGUGUUCGGUGGGAUUUCUUCGAACGAAGGUCAAGGCCUCUUCAAUUUCUCACUUGACUGGCAGUACAUCACCUCCCGAUAUAUGUCUCUACCAUUAUUGCAGCAGGCAAACUCCUGGGUUGGAAUCCUCAUUUCUUACAUCAUGUGCUUCUCGCUAUAUUAUGGAGGAGCCUGGGGUGCAAAGAAAUUUCCUUUCAUGUCUACCGCUAUGUUUGAUGCAACCACUGGAAAGAUAUAUAACCAAACGGCCAUCUUUGGAAGGACAGCCAUCCUGGAUCCCGCUGCCCUUGAAAAACACGGGCUACCCAGACUCACUGCAACCAAUGUCUGGGCUAACAUGGCGGCAAUGGCCGCUAUUGGCGGUCUCUUCACUCAUAUUGGUCUGUUUUAUGGUCCCAAGAUCAAGCAGUCUCUUACUCGCGCAUGGAAAAACGAGCAGCCUGAUAUACACUACAAGAUCAUGCAGCAAAACUACAAGGACGUUCCCCAGUGGUGGUAUGCUAUCGUUCUCCUGGUCGGGUUUUUCUUUGGGCUCGGGGCUAUUUACGUCGGGAACACUACACUUGAUCCAUGGGCCUAUGUGGUUGCUAUCCUCUUAGGUUGCAUCAUUGCCCCUUUUUCGCUUUGCCUUUACGGCCUGCUUGGAACAAGUAUCUCGACCAACAAUCUAUCCAAGAUGCUUUGUGGUGUUCUUCAGCCCGGAAAGCCCGUUGCAAACCUCUACUUUUCUAUGUUCAGUCACGAAGUAACCGUUUUGUCUGUUUUCUUAGCCACGGAUCUCAAGAUGGCACAGUAUCUCAAGAUUCCAUGGCGAACCAUGUUUCUCCUCCAGACCUAUGGCAGUCUUCUCGGCACGGCGCUCAACUAUGUCAUCAUGGACAAUAUUGUCACUAAUCGCCGAGAAAUCCUGUUGGAUCCCAUUGGCAAUCAAGUCUGGAGUGGUCAAAAGAUCCAAUCCCUCAACACAAAUGCCGUCACUUGGUCGUUGGCUAAAUAUGUGUAUGGCUUCAACAAGGAUGGAUAUGGGUGGAUUCCUCUCUCGAUUCUCUUUGGUGCUGCUGUUCCCGUAGUCCAUUGGCUCAUCUCACGGAAAUUUCCCACCAUAUGGGGCCACGAUACUCGCAAGAUGGUGUCUCCUGUCAUCUUCCACAACGCUUCCUCCACAACAGCGGGCACUACGUCAGUCGUUUGGUCUCAGGUUGCAACAGGGAUAAUAUCUCAAUGGUGGCUGCGUCUGCGGCACCCUGCAUGGUUUGGCAAGUACAAUUACAUUGUCGGUGGCGGCUUGGAUGCAGGAGCCAAGGUCAUGAUGUUUAUUCUUACAUUCUCUGUCUUCGGUGGCUCUGGAGCUGAGGUUUCUUUCCCCAAGUGGUGGGGAAAUCCCGUAUCUAGCGCAAAGCAGUAUGCUGACUACUGUGGCACUGGUUAA
Messenger RNA from Clonostachys rhizophaga, 2307 nucleotides. Lineage: Eukaryota; Fungi; Ascomycota; Sordariomycetes; Hypocreales; Bionectriaceae. The record is from the annotation of a GenBank genome assembly.